AUGUUGCUCAGAGUGAGAGAUUUUUUAUACAGACACCGGAGGAAGUUUGUAAUUGGAGGUGCAAUAAUAGGUGGGAUUGCUCUCCUUAGUCGUUAUGCAGAGCACAAACUUAUUGCUUGGCAUGAUCAACACACACACACUUUGAUGGAAAAACAAAAAAAACGGCAACAUUAUGAAAAUACACAUAGAACAGCAAAUGCAACAGUUAUGAGCUUGUCUGUUAGUAUGAAAGAGAUUAUAUCAAGGGAACUUGAUGCAGAUGCUCUCCUUCAAGCAGUAAGGGAACAACCACAACACAAACACAGUAUUUGGCAGCAACUCAAGGUUGUGGGAUUCAGCCGUGCGGUUUCCACUGUUUAUGUUGCAAGUUUGGUAGCCACGGCGGUGCACGUACAACUCUUGCUACUUGGAGGAUAUACUUUUGGGGACCUCAUACACUCUGGUCAUGCAAACAUACCAGUAUCCCAGGCAUUGCAGCAGAAAUAUCUUGCUGUUCUUCAUUACCUUGUUGAAGAGGGCAUUCCUAAACUGUUGCAGCAUAUAACUCGAGCUGUUACUCAUAUUGUUGCUGGAUUGCCUCUUACUCGACCUCUUACUUUAUGUCAGUUAGAAGCAAUUUUUCAGGAAAUUAAACUUGACCUAGCUGGAGAAAAUGUAUCAUAUGAACUUCAUGAUGGGAAAAGGCCUAAGCUAGAGCCAUGGAGCAGAUAUGUUCUUCAUACGCCUGUACCACCUGAAGGGGACUCAGGAGAUGAUAUGGCACUCUACAAUAUGCUAAUUGAAACAAAUGAUAUCCUUGCCAGUGAAGAUUUUAGUACUGUAAUGGACACACUAGUUCAACACGGAUUUAAUCAUUUGUUAGAUAGAAUGGCUGAAUUUUACCCACUCCCUAAAAAUCCACACGAGUUCAGUGGUAGUAAUGAAAAUUGGGUUGACAGUGUUAGAAGAGAUAUACCCCCUAGUGUUUCAGAUAAUGUGGUUGAGAGUUCUUCACUAGCCCAAGGGACUCCAUCUUACAACUCCAGUUUCUCUCAUAACAGCACUCUUCCUGUGGCCAAAUUAGUACCACUUUUAUCAGGAGUAGUGCAUGCUGCUCUAUCCCCUGCACCUGGCCAGCUCUUACAAAAGAUUCUCACCGUUGACAAACUUGAUUCAUUGGGAGCAAAUGUUUAUGAAGCUUUUGCAUUGCCUCUUAAGCAACAGAUGUGAGAUAAUUAUUGUUCUAAAGUUUAAUGUUGGGAUUAAUAUCAUUGAAUAUUAAAGUUCAGAAGUGUUUUUGUCAUGUUUUAAUUUUAAAUAUAAAAUGUACAUUAUAAUAAAAAAAAUGAAGUUUAAAAUAUAUGUCCAACUUGUGUAAUUUUACCACAAAAUAUUGUUUAGGGCCAUCCUUUAGGGACUAAAAUUACAUAAUAUUCUGAAAUAAUGUAAUUGUUGAUAUUUGUAGUGUAGAAUCAUAUUAACAGGCUAAUUGGUCAAAGAAAAAUUACAUUUAUUAAAGAUGUUAAGGAACAAAAAAAUUUAUAUACACAGUAAGUCAGCAAAUUAAAUUAGACAUUAAUAUUAAUUUUUUGAAACUAAAAAUUGGUUUAGUAUGAUUUGUUACUCUAAAUUGAAAUAGCUUAUCCAUUUGAAGUUAUUCAACUGCAGCUACUGAUAUAAUUUAAAGCAGUCAUGUUACUAAAUAAAAAAACAAAAGUGGUUAUCUAAUUCAUUUAAUGUAUUGAAUAUAAUAUUUAACCUGUU
Messenger RNA from Procambarus clarkii (red swamp crayfish), 1743 nucleotides. RefSeq names its product peroxin 3 (gene Pex3). Gene Ontology annotation, cellular component: peroxisomal membrane. Lineage: Eukaryota; Metazoa; Arthropoda; Malacostraca; Decapoda; Cambaridae. Gene Ontology annotation, molecular function: protein-macromolecule adaptor activity. Gene Ontology annotation, biological process: protein import into peroxisome membrane. The record is from RefSeq and is a predicted model, not a curated record.